Messenger RNA from Hyposmocoma kahamanoa, 3243 nucleotides. Its product is annotated as cyclin-dependent kinases regulatory subunit-like. Bases 160 to 393 code for a protein of 77 amino acids. Gene Ontology annotation, molecular function: cyclin-dependent protein serine/threonine kinase activator activity; ubiquitin binding; histone binding. The record is from RefSeq and is a predicted model, not a curated record. Gene Ontology annotation, biological process: regulation of mitotic cell cycle. The transcript is spliced from 2 exons. NCBI's taxonomy places the organism in Eukaryota, Metazoa, Arthropoda, Insecta, Lepidoptera, Cosmopterigidae. Gene Ontology annotation, cellular component: cyclin-dependent protein kinase holoenzyme complex; SCF ubiquitin ligase complex.
CUUAUAAUCUUUUUUGUGAGUUGCCCGGGCCCCGGUGAUUCAGAUGAGUUAUGCAUGAGUUUCAGUUGCAGUGUCGGCAAUAAUUUUAGGGGUGGAAACUUCAUAGUCGCGCUUUGAUGUAUCGGUAAUUUCAUUGAUGCCAAUUAUAGGGACUCCAAAAUGCCUGUGGAACAGAUUCAGUACAGCGAGCGAUAUAGCGACGACAUUUAUGAAUACAGACAUGUAAUUUUGCCGGCGGACAUUGCUCGGCUGGUGCCCAAGUCCCACCUAAUGACCGAGACAGAAUGGCGCAAUCUCGGCGUGCAGCAGAGUCCGAACUGGUUGCAUUUUAUGAUCCACAAUCCUGAGCCGCAUGUGCUCCUCUUCCGGAGGCCCCGCACAGAUGCACAGUAAUCUAAAUUCAAGAAUAGGUGGACGAAAAUAUUUUAUUCAUAUGUGUAUGUGCCAGGUGUGUGUAUGUGUGUGUGUUGUGGUAGUAUUUAAAAUAAAGAACAAUUCAAUUUAACAACCUACUCUACCAAACCACUCUGUCAAACCAAAAUACUCCAUCCAAGUCCCAAUAUAUAGUUUUGUAAUUUCUUUACAACAAGAGUGCUACUUGUUAUCAAUUUACUAGUUUCCAACAUUGACCUACCAAUAAAAGGACUCAGAGUCUAAUACAAAAAGCCGGGAAAAAAAUGGACAAAGUUAACCUAUUAUAUGUAGUGAUGUAAUAAUUUGUUGGUAGGUCUUUUUUUCAAUAAAAAUAGCUUAUUUUGCAAAGGAUAAUUAAUAUUCUGUAAUAUCUUAUGUAUAAAGUAUCUAAGUUAAAUGCAUCUUUUUAAGUUAUUAAUGUGAAAAAUUUGACAAUACUGAAAAUUUCUUGUGGCAGCCUUUUCCUGAAACUGCUGCACUUGGUACUAUAGUGUAUUGGUUGGACACGGUCGUACUGCAUAUGGUACUACAAUUUCUCUUUUAAGACGAAACAACAAAGCAACAAAUUAAAUUAUGAGGCAACAAAGUCUUGUCAGUAAUGUCACAAUUUUCAAUGUGUGACUUUACAUGAAAAUAUAGUAUCUAUCUCACCACCGCACUACAUGUCUUUCAACCCUGAUGUUGGCGAAAUUGUUGCGCAAAACGACGGAGCCAUAGAUACAAAAGUUGAAGUUGAUAAUGUGAAGUUCUGUUAGGUUCCGUUGAAUUGAAAAAUGCAAUGCAAAUUUCAUUUUCUGGGCCGUUCCUGAAAUUCCCAGAGGUAAGUACAACUUUCUCAAACCGAGAAUAAUGCUUGUGCGUCUAUGUAUGUCUAGAUUUUUACUAAUUUUCUUGAAGUGGAAAUGCAAAAGCUUUGAACAUUCCUUAACUUUUACUUUGUCGAAGUUCAUUGGUUGUCCAUAACAACCAGAAAUAACAAGUCUGUCUCGGAUCCGCGAAUGAAGCAAAUUAAGAGUUAAUGCUUAUUUAAUUUUUAUACUUUGUCACCUCAUAUUUUAAUUAAUACCUACUAUUAUUACAAAAGAUAAAUUUGUAGUACCAUAAGUAUGACACACAGACUAUACAAAAAUGUGACAAGUGUGCUGAAGUAAAAUCCGAAAACUGAUUUUGAUAACUCCUUCGGGAUGUGGAAGCCCUCGGCUGGGAGUGUGUUGUUCAGUUGAAUGGAGAUUACGUUGAAGAAUGCCGCCAUACCUACAUUACAUACAAGCCAGAUAAUGAGUAAUAGACCCUGGGAAGACUGAGGUCGAAAGUCAGGUAUUUUUGGGACGGACCUCAUGUCUAAUUGUGUGCAUUUUGUCAAAUACUGCCACAUCAGUAUAAAAUAUUUUUGUUUUGGCUCUGCAGUCAAGAAUUUGAGCGGUUGAGCCUGCCUUAUCCUUGUAAAGUUAUAAAAACGUGAUAUUCUUUAAUACAAUCCUGUUACUGUAAUACAAGAUAAGCCCUUAAUAAAUAGUUAGUUGUGUCAAAAGUAUACACUAAGCCGAUAAUUUUGUCUGCUCUUAUCGUAAUGUAAUUUAUCACCCUUGGUUUUCCUUGGACACAGUGCCUGUUUUAAAGUCAGUCAUCUGACCUGAUAAUCUUGUAAUCUGGUAAUUUUAAAAUCUGACCACUUUGUUUAACAGUAUCUCUGUAUCCACAUAAUUAAUACACUUUUUGUUACUGUAACUCUAUAUAAUUUAGUUGCAUAUACUACAAAUAAUAUGUUCAAAGAUUUUUUUGCUUGUGAAGCAUUUGCAUUAGUGCCACUAUUCACAUGUUGAAGGAUAUAAAUAGGAUAUUAUUACUCUGAGCCAUGUAAUGAAAUUAUCACACAAUACAGAGUAUCAGAUGCCUCAACUUGAUAUAAUGAGUAGCAAGACUUAUUUAUGUUCAAAUCUUUGGUUUUUGUUGUAAACAGUUAGGUAGGUACCCAAUAGGUUUAGAUGUCCUGAGAGCGGAAUAUUAUUUUUAGAACUGGCUGUAUGAUAGUACUAUUUGUAUUAUCAAAUAGCAAUGCUAGUUAAAAGAGUUUGUGCACGCUUUUGCCGUGCAAGUAUUUCUAGCAGGAUCUUCGAUUUGGAGCUUCUUAAUCCAAGGAUUUUUUGCUUACUUAUUUUGGUUGGUUUUAAUAAGUCAUUAAAAAAUGACAGAUUUUGUGAAUUUUGAUUACUGUGACAUUAUUUCCAAUGAGUACUUUCUAUGUCAUUUGGUUUAGAAGUUAUUCACUAUAUGAAUUUUCUGUCUGUCUACUACUUGUCAAGACCAUUCAAUGAAUACAAAGUAUCGUUUGAUAAACCUAAAAUCGCGUCAUGGUCACGCGCUCCCUGAACGCCAUUUGUCUACCAACUACUCGCCAAGAUCAAACCAACAAGUCCAAACUCGGUGGGUCUAUGUUUUAAUAAAAUAAGUUUUUGUGUCUUCCUUCGCACUCCAUCAGCAGACCCUUGUCAGCGUCACGAUGGGUCAACUCUAGUAGUUGAGGAGUUGGGUAACUGCUGCGGUAAUAUGUGUUGUCAUAUAAGGAAGUGCGACGUUGACAGUUUACAACUGAAAAAGUGAAUAACUUUAAUAACCAAAAAAGACUUGGUUCGUACCCAUUUGGUACCUAAUAUUUUCAAACUCAUAGCGCAAUCAUGAAGAUACCAAAAUUAAAAAAAAAAAUUGUUUUUAUUCUGUUGUCUAGGAAGAUUAUUACAAUUUGGACCAAUUGUGUAAACAAUACUUGAUUUCAAUAAGAAAGAAAAUAUCCAUAAUGUUAACCUUAGAGUUAAGUCCAAACUCAUUGUA